This is a messenger RNA of Cryptococcus amylolentus CBS 6039, 1164 nucleotides long. Its product is annotated as 3-deoxy-7-phosphoheptulonate synthase. Gene Ontology annotation, biological process: aromatic amino acid biosynthetic process. Gene Ontology annotation, molecular function: 3-deoxy-7-phosphoheptulonate synthase activity. The transcript has 6 exons. The coding region runs from base 1 to 1164 and encodes 387 amino acids. The record is from RefSeq and is a predicted model, not a curated record. NCBI's taxonomy places the organism in Eukaryota, Fungi, Basidiomycota, Tremellomycetes, Tremellales, Cryptococcaceae. Gene Ontology annotation, cellular component: cytoplasm.
AUGUCCGCCUCCGCCUCCCCCGACCGCAACAGGCCCCUCGACGACCGCAAGGUCACCGGCUACGACCCCCUCAUCCCCCCCGCCCUCCUCAGACACGACCUGCCAGUCCCUGCCGUCGCCUCCAAGACCAUCUCCGCCUCCCGAAAAGUGACUUCCUCCAUCGUCCAGGGUACCGACCCACUUUCAAGAUUGGUCGUCGUCGUUGGCCCCUGCAGUAUCCACGACAUUGACCAGGCCAAGGAGUACGCUGCCAAGCUGAGGAAGGGUGUGCAGGAGGGCAAGUGGCCGGGUUUGGAGGUCAUCAUGAGAGCAUACUUCGAAAAGCCGAGAACAACUGUCGGCUGGAAGGGUCUCAUCAACGAUCCCGAUAUCGAUGGAUCUUUCAAGAUCAACAAGGGUUUGAGGAUGGCCAGGCAGCUUUUGGGUGACAUUAACGAGAUGGGCAUGCCCGUUGGUUGCGAACUUCUCGACACCAUCUCUCCCCAGUUCAUUGCCGACCUCAUCUCCUGGGGAGCCAUUGGUGCCCGAACCACCGAGUCCCAACUUCAUCGAGAACUCGCCUCUGGUGCUUCUUUCCCCAUUGGUUUCAAGAACGGUACCGACGGCUCUGUCGGCGUCGCUAUUGACGCCAUGCAAUCCGCUUCUCACCCUCACUGCUUCAUGGGCAUCAACUCUCAGGGUAUGGCCAGCAUCGUCAAGACUUCUGGCAACAAGGACUGCCACGUCAUCCUGAGAGGCGGUACCCACGGUCCCAACUUUGCCGCCGAGCACGUUCAAAAAGCCCUGUCGACCAUGCGCACCAAGAACCCCGACGCCUUUGCUUCCAUCAUGGUCGACUGCUCUCACGGCAACUCUUCCAAGAACCACCUCAACCAGCCCAAGGUCGCUGCCGACGUUGCUGCCCAGAUUGCCGCGGGUGAGGUUGGAAUCACCGGUAUCAUGUUUGAGAGCAACUUGAAGGGCGGUAAGCAGAGCAGUGACUUGGGCAGGGAGAACCUCGAGUACGGUGUCUCCAUCACCGAUGCUUGUGUUGACUGGGAGAUGACUGUCGACAUGCUCGACAACCUGAACCAAGCAUCCCUCACCCGACGAGCCCUCCUCGAAUCUCGAGCUGGUGCUAGUGGCGACGCCCCCGCCGUCAAGAGACUGAGGGCCGACGAGUAA